Centropristis striata (black sea bass) is the source of this 3668-nucleotide messenger RNA. RefSeq names its product heterogeneous nuclear ribonucleoprotein U-like 1 (gene hnrnpul1). Lineage: Eukaryota; Metazoa; Chordata; Actinopteri; Perciformes; Serranidae. Gene Ontology annotation, molecular function: protein binding. The record is from RefSeq and is a predicted model, not a curated record. The transcript is spliced from 17 exons. The coding region runs from base 139 to 2826 and encodes 895 amino acids.
UUGACUUCCGGCUGCAGGUUUGGUCUGCUUCCGACCCAUAGAGGGCAGCAGCGUCACUCCCCAUCUUUAUCACGGCUGACCCGCGCAACUGGCGGACAGGAGCAAAUAAAUAAAGACAACAAACAACCCGGGGACACAAUGAGUUUCGACGUGAAGAAACUGAAAGUAAACGAGCUGAAAGAGGAGCUGCAGCGCCGUGGCCUGGACACUAAAGGCCUGAAGGCGGACCUGGUGGAGCGGCUCCGAGUCGCUCUGGAGACCGAGGACCAGGCGGAUGUCUCGGAGAAAGCGGAGCCGGAGGAUGAAUACGGCCAAGAGGACUUCCAGGAGAACGAGGACAAUGACGAUGGAGAGGAUCCGCAGGAGCAACAAGAUGCAGAAAUAGCUGAUGACGAUGGUGAUGGAGAUGGAGAUGUUGAAGGGGAUGGAGAUGGAGACGCUGAAGCUGAAGCUGCCGGAGUUGGUGAUGGAGUUGGUGACGUUGAUGACGAUGAAGGUGAUAUCCUUCAAGAUGAAGACGAGGGUCGUGAUUCAGGCGGUUACUACGAGGACGAGGAGGCAGAAGGAGAGCCGUAUGAGAGUCAGCCAGCGUCAGACUCCGGUCACAGCAUGCCCGACUUCACAGCAGAUGUCGAGAUACAGAAAACUGAGGAGACGCCCAAAGAGGAGGCCAAGCCUGUUCCAGAGCCAAAGGAGAACAAACCAGAAAUCAAAGAGGAGGUGAAACAGGAAGAUGAACCUGUGCCCGUUGAAGGCACACAGCAGGAUAGUGGAGACACAGAACAUCAGGCAGCUGAAGCUGCUGCAGGUCAGGCUGAGCAGGUCAAAGCGGAGGCUGAUCGGGCCGGACACUACGGCCGCAAGAGACCGUACGAGGAGGGCGGUCGCUACAACUACUACGAGCACCGCGAGGAGAAGAGAUCCCGCACACCACAACCCCCUGCUGAAGAUGAGGAAGAGAACAUAGACGACACUCUGGUCACAAUUGACACAUACAACUGUGACCUGCAUUUCAAAGUUUCCAGAGAUCGCUACAGCGGUUACCCACUGACCAUUGAAGGCUUUGCUUACCUUUGGGCCGGAGCACGAGCUACACACGGCGUCACCCACGGCCGAGUGUGUUACGAGAUGAAGAUCAAUGAGGAGAUUCCUGUAAAGCACCUGCCGGGCAGUGAGCCAGAUCCCCAUGUGGUCAGAAUCGGAUGGUCACUCAACCACUGCAGCACUCAGCUUGGUGAGGAGCCCUUUUCCUACGGAUAUGGAGGAACUGGGAAGAAAUCGGCUGACUGCAAGUUUGCUGACUUUGGUGAGAGGUUUGGUGAAAACGACGUCAUCGGCUGUUACAUUGACUUUGACACUGGUGCAGAGGUGGAGAUGGGUUAUUCCAAGAACGGAGUACCGCUGGGCGUGGCUUUCCGGACCACCAAGGAGGAGCUGGCAGGCCGGGCCCUGUUCCCUCAUGUCCUGGUGAAGAACUGUGCUGUGGAGUUCAACUUUGGACAGAAGCAGCCGUACUUCCCCCCACCAGAGGGAUACACCUACAUCCAUGAUCUCAGCAUGGAGAGCAAGAUCAGAGGCACCAAGGGACCGGAUAGCAAGUCUGAAUGCGAGAUCUUGAUGAUGGUUGGCCUGCCUGCCUGUGGAAAGACCACCUGGGCCAUAAAGCAUGCAGAGACGAACCCUGAGAAGAAGUUCAACAUCCUGGGCACAAACGCCAUCAUGGACAAGAUGAAGGUGAUGGGUCUGCGUCGCCAGAAGAACUACUCGGGCCGCUGGGACGUUCUCAUACAGCAGGCCACCCAGUGUCUGAACAGGCUGAUUGAGAUCGCUGCCCGCAAGAGACGCAACUACAUCCUAGAUCAGACAAAUGUAUAUGGAUCAGCAAGGAGACGAAAAAUGCGUCCUUUUGAAGGUUUUCAACGCAAGGCUAUUGUAAUUUGUCCCACGGACGAGGAUUUAAAAGAACGAACAUUAAAGCAAACCAAUGAGCAGGGGAAGGAUGUGCCCGAUCAUGCUGUUUUAGAAAUGAAAGCCAACUUUACUCUCCCUGAGGCUUGCGACUUCCUGGAGGCGGUGACCUACGCUGAGCUGCAGCGCGAUGAGGCCGAAACUCUGCUGAAGCAGUACAAUGAGGAGGGCCGCAAGGCCGGGCCACCCCCCGAUAAACGCUUUGACAACAGGCAGGGCGGGUUCCGCGGCCGUGGCGGCGGUAGCUUCCAGCGCUAUGACAACCGCGACGGGGCCCGCGGCGGCUACCAGAGCCGCAGUGGAGACGGAGGCAGCGGAUACAGAGGAGACGCUGUAGGAGAGAGGAUUAACGUUGUGGCGAAGACAAAAAGUUACAAUCGUGGCAGCUACAACCAGAACCGUUGGGGCAGCAGCUACCGUGACGGAGCCUCUGAUGCACGCAGCGGAUACAACCGCAGCCAGCCGUCAGGAGGCAGCUACAACCGCCCGGCCCCUUACAACAAGGGAGCAUACAACCAGGGCUACAGCCAGAGCUACAACCAAGGGUACAGCCAGGGCAGCUACAACCAGAACUACUACGGCAACUACAGCCAGUACCCCGGAUACAGCCAGAGCUACAGCCAGACGCCCACCACGGCACAGACGUACAACCACCACCAGCAACAGCCGCAGCAGCAGCCACAGCAGCAGCCACAGCAGCAGCAGCAACAACAACAACAGAGCUACAACCAGCAGUAUCAGCAGUAUGCUCAGCAGUGGCAGCAGUACUACCAGAACCAGAACCAGUGGAACCAGUAUUACAGCCAGUACGGCGGCUACCCUGGACAGGGCAGCCAAGGCUCGUCUGGUUCCCAGUAGCUUCGCUCUGCAUCUUCACCUGCAUCCUACCGUGUCCUAAACUCUCUGACCUCUGCAGCAAAUCGAUUUUGUACAGUCUCACAUUAAAGUCCCCAGCUGUUACUGUCUCUGUCCGGGUUAACACAGUAGCCUUCAUUCCUCACCAACCAAUGUACACUAAACCUGUACACAGUUUGAUGUCUUUUAAUUUGAUGUUCUUUUUUUUUUUUUUUUUUUUACUGAAUGAAGUCUUACUCUAAGCAGUGACCGUGAGGUGGUAGAGGAUAGGUAUCAAAACAUUUCAUGAAUGUUAUCUAUUAUGCAUUUAAUGUGGACGUCUGUCGAAUUGCAAACUCCACAUUUCCUACAGAUUGAAGAGGUUAUUGUAUAUUUCUAGGAUGCUUAGUGUAAAAGUCAUGACGGGGCAGGAAAAAUACAGCAAGGCCUGAAUAAUUUUGCUUGUUUUGAGAAGCUUAACAAAGAACAAAAUGCAUGCUUUUUACCUUCAUGACCCCUUUUCCCCCUGUCUUUCUCUUUAUUUCUCAGUUUACGAGUGAGCACAUUUUAUUUACUCCAAAUAGAAUUCAAAUAUUAAGGAACUUUUUUUUUAUAUAGGUGUUGAUACUGUAGUAUUUAAGCGUUAAUCCGGUCUUUGAUUGAGAAGAAUAUUUUGCCACUCUGAGUAGUUGUCUGUGCAGUUUUGUUUUUUUAAUCCCUUUGUGAUUGCUGUUCAUUGAGUCCUGUAGUCAAAAAUCCAGUUGGCACUCAUUUUUUUUCUACCUGAAAAUGAAAACCUGAUAAUGACCAGUUACCCGAGCUGUCUUCUUGUCUUUAUACAAUAAAUGCAAUUGUAUACGCCUGGA